AGCAGUUGCCACAAGGGUCAGUUACCAAGGUCCGAAAGCGAUGCUCGGGGUGUGGUCCAUGACAGCGAACGACGCGCGGGGCGCCUUUAGCAUGGCCGAGCUCAACGAGGCCACGUCCAACCACGUCGCGACCGCGUCGUUUCGAAAGGACUACCUCGCGUACUGCAAGCUCAUGGCACUCGUGCCCCACCCCAAGCUCUUGCCCAACUUUGACGAAGAGGACAAAGACUGUCUUCACCAGAACUACGACGAGUCGGACGUGGCCACCGUCACGGUGCGCAACUGGAUGCUGGACAUGCCAUCGCUCCUGCUCAUGGACUUGGCGCUUCAGCGGGCGACGUCAGUCCACACACUCGUCCUCUUCAACGUGUCCUUGACCGUCCCGCAGCUUCAGUUUGUCUGCACGCAGCUACCGUCGACAAGCCUCAAGACUCUGCACUUGGAGUGGAAUGACGUGCCGCCGCCGCUCAGCACAGACACCAUCGCCGAGGACCACACCGCGUGCUUUGCCAACUUGCUGGCGGCGCCGACGCAGCUGACGCAGCUUUCGCUCCGCGCCAACGGCAUCUCGGCCGAGGGCGCCAUAGCGUUGGCGGAUACGCUCAAGCAGAACGCGACGUUGACGCAGCUCAACUUGUUCCGGAACCGCAUUGGCGAUGCCGGGGUCGAGGCGCUCGCGCAAGCGCUCUCUGAGAACAAGACGCUGCAGCACCUCUCGGUCGCCAACAAUGGCGUCUCGGGCGCCGGCGCGCUGUCUUUGGUGCGAGCCAUCACACGCUUUGUCGUGUCGGAAGCCCAGCUCAAGCAACUCGCCGACAUGGAAGUGCUUGUCCAAACGGCGCUCGAGACGGCCAAGAAGCAGAAAAAGAAAUCGACCGCACCGACGUUCUCAGAGAGCUCAACAUGAUUGAAACCGAGAGUAUUGACGGCGUAGUGUACGGCCUCGGCAACAGCACGCUGCAGUCGAUUUCGCUCAGCGGCAACGAGCUCUCGGAUGUCGAGCGCGACCUCCUCCCGCUGCAGCAGCUACUGGAAGCGUUCGACGAGAAGCUGCAGACGCAUUUUGCAGGUCUCAAAGUCCAGCGCAUGUUUACGCCCGGCCAGCUCACUGGCUUGAGCAAGCCGCUCUCAACCUUUCUCGUACUCUAAAACCAAAAGCUAC
Saprolegnia parasitica CBS 223.65 is the source of this 1162-nucleotide messenger RNA. RefSeq lists its product as hypothetical. The transcript has 8 exons. Gene Ontology annotation, molecular function: protein binding. The record is from RefSeq and is a predicted model, not a curated record. Bases 41 to 907 code for a protein of 288 amino acids. Lineage: Eukaryota; Oomycota; Saprolegniomycetes; Saprolegniales; Saprolegniaceae.